This is a messenger RNA of Pyricularia pennisetigena, 330 nucleotides long. RefSeq lists its product as uncharacterized. The coding region runs from base 1 to 330 and encodes 109 amino acids. The record is from RefSeq and is a predicted model, not a curated record. The transcript is spliced from 2 exons. Gene Ontology annotation, molecular function: zinc ion binding. Gene Ontology annotation, cellular component: mitochondrial intermembrane space. Lineage: Eukaryota; Fungi; Ascomycota; Sordariomycetes; Magnaporthales; Pyriculariaceae. Gene Ontology annotation, biological process: protein import into mitochondrial intermembrane space.
AUGAGCCGUAAAUGGUUCGACUGCGCCGAUUGCCAUCAUGAACAGGAGGACCACGAGCUUCGGAAGACGCUCGAAAUGACAUUUGCCUGCAAAAAGUGCAAGAAGUGCUUCCGCAAGGAUGUCCAGGAGUUCGAAGAGGCUGACGAGUACUGCCCACACUGCGACAACCAUUUUGUACUCGAUGCCGUGACUCCAAAGGCUGCCCUCACAGUCGAGGCUGAGGAUGCUAGGGUAGAUAACAGAAUGCUCAAGUCGGGCGAUGAUAGAAUCAAGGGUGAGAAGCAGCGCACAAUAUUCGACCCAGAAAUCGAAGCAGACAAACUAGGCUAG